AUGGCAAAAUUUGACUGGGAGUUAACAAUAAAGGCAAAUAUCGUAUCCAUGAAGUUGCUAGGACUCUGGCCUAAAAGUGUUAAAGGAUAUAGGCGAGAUUUGUAUUCAGUAUAUUCAUUAUUGUCUUUAAACCUACUGAUCAACGGCCACGUCUUCUUUCAAACACUGAACAUCUUUUUCGUUUACACCGACAUAGCAGCUGUGACAGCCAUAAUAUUUGUCAUAUUAACGGAAAUACUAACCGCCGUUAAGGUCUAUUAUUUUGUACGCAACAUGAAGCAAUUGAAACAAAUAAUGGAAACGUUAAAAGAAGAAUCUUUUUUACCGGACACGCAACAGAAGAUUUUAGUUCAACCGGGCUUAAACUUGUGGAAAUUCACAUACAUAGUGUACCAUUUUCCCGUUCUUCCUACUUUAACAGCGUGGGCUAUUUAUCCCAUCACAGAUGGUUCGGUCCAAGAAUACAGAUUACCAUUUUCGGCCUGGUAUCCUUUUAAUACCAAAAUUUCGCCCUAUUAUGAACUCACAUACGUAUACCAAAUUGUGAGCGUCUGGUUUCUUGCAAUCGCCUGUUUAAAUAUGGACACUCUAGUGGCAGCACUGAUGAUGUAUGUCAGCAGACAGUGCGAAAUUUUGUGUGAUCGUGUGAAAAAUUUGGGCAGCGAAGGUGUCGAUAAAUAUGGCCAACGUCUACUAGAAUGUAUAAUCCACCAUAAAAAAAUCCUGAGCUUUUCUACUGACUGUAACAAAUUUUUCGACAAAAUUGUUCUUGGGCAAUUUAUCACGAGCGCGUUGACUUUGGCACUCACCAUGUUUCAGCUUACUUUGGUGGCACCACUUAGUAGCGAAAGCUAUUCUCUGCUCUUCUACUCGUUUUCAAUGACGACUGAAAUUUUUCUGUAUUGUUGGUUUGGAAAUGAAGUUGAGCUUAAGGUGAGUAAAAUUUUCAAUUUUCUCGGAAUUUCUGGCUUCGUAAAAUGUGUUCGGAGCUAA
Zophobas morio is the source of this 993-nucleotide messenger RNA. Its product is annotated as odorant receptor Or1-like. NCBI's taxonomy places the organism in Eukaryota, Metazoa, Arthropoda, Insecta, Coleoptera, Tenebrionidae. The transcript is spliced from 3 exons. The record is from RefSeq and is a predicted model, not a curated record. Gene Ontology annotation, cellular component: plasma membrane. Bases 1 to 993 code for a protein of 330 amino acids. Gene Ontology annotation, molecular function: odorant binding; olfactory receptor activity. Gene Ontology annotation, biological process: detection of chemical stimulus involved in sensory perception of smell; sensory perception of smell.